Ostreococcus lucimarinus CCE9901 is the source of this 1344-nucleotide messenger RNA. RefSeq lists its product with no specific name. Gene Ontology annotation, cellular component: cytoplasm; microtubule. The record is from RefSeq and is a predicted model, not a curated record. Bases 1 to 1344 code for a protein of 447 amino acids. The transcript is spliced from 4 exons. Lineage: Eukaryota; Viridiplantae; Chlorophyta; Mamiellophyceae; Mamiellales; Bathycoccaceae. Gene Ontology annotation, molecular function: GTP binding; GTPase activity; structural constituent of cytoskeleton. Gene Ontology annotation, biological process: mitotic cell cycle; microtubule cytoskeleton organization.
AUGAGAGAAAUCGUGCACAUUCAAGCGGGCCAAUGCGGUAACCAAAUCGGGGCGAAGUUCUGGGAGGUUAUUUGCGAUGAACACGGGAUCGAUCCCACUGGGACGUACGCUGGAGACGCUGAUUUGCAGCUCGAACGCGUGAACGUGUACUUUAACGAAGCUUCCGGAGGUCGCUACGUGCCACGCGCCGUGCUCAUGGACCUCGAGCCGGGCACCAUGGAUUCGGUGCGCUCUGGGCCGUACGGUCAAAUCUUCCGACCGGAUAACUUCGUGUUCGGGCAAACCGGUGCGGGAAACAACUGGGCGAAGGGUCACUACACCGAAGGCGCCGAGUUGAUCGACGGCGUGCUCGACGUCGUGCGCAAGGAGGCUGAAUCGUGCGACUGCUUGCAAGGUUUCCAAAUGUGCCACUCUCUCGGUGGCGGUACCGGUUCCGGUAUGGGUACGCUUCUCAUCUCGAAGAUUCGCGAAGAGUACCCCGAUCGCAUGAUGCUUACGUUUUCCGUCGUUCCGUCGCCCAAGGUGUCGGAUACCGUCGUCGAGCCGUACAACGCCACACUUUCUGUGCACCAGCUCGUCGAAAACGCCGAUGAGUGCAUGAUCCUUGACAACGAAGCACUUUAUGAUAUUUGCUUCCGCACGCUAAAGCUCACGACGCCGACGUUUGGUGAUUUGAACCACUUGAUCUCCGCCGUCAUGUCCGGCGUCACGUGCUGCUUGCGCUUCCCGGGUCAGCUCAACGCCGACUUGCGCAAGCUCGCGGUGAACUUGGUGCCGUUCCCGCGCUUGCACUUUUUCAUGGUCGGGUUCACUCCUCUCACGUCCCGUGGUUCCCAGCAAUACCGCGCCCUCACGGUGCCGGAGUUGACGCAACAAAUGUGGGACGCAAAGAAUAUGAUGUGCGCCGCCGAUCCGCGUCACGGCCGUUACCUCACCGCCUCCGCCUUGUUCCGCGGACGCAUGUCCACCAAGGAAGUCGACGAACAACUCUUGAACUGCCAAAACAAGAACUCUUCGUACUUUGUGGAGUGGAUUCCGAACAACGUCAAGAGUUCGGUGUGCGAUAUCCCCCCCAAGGGUCUCAAGAUGUCGUCCACGUUCAUCGGCAACUCGACGGCGAUUCAAGAAAUGUUCAAGCGUGUCAGCGAGGCGUUCACCGCCAUGUUCCGUCGCAAGGCUUUCUUGCACUGGUACACGGGAGAGGGUAUGGACGAGAUGGAGUUCACCGAAGCCGAAUCGAACAUGAACGACUUGGUUUCCGAGUACCAGCAGUACCAAGACGCGAGCGCGGAGGAAGAAGGCGAAUUCGACGAAGAAGACGCAGAGGAAGCUUUCGCCAUGUAA